This is a messenger RNA of Didymodactylos carnosus, 1359 nucleotides long. The record is from the annotation of a GenBank genome assembly. Lineage: Eukaryota; Metazoa; Rotifera; Eurotatoria; Philodinida; Philodinidae.
AUGACGUCUUGGCUUGUCCUUCCGUCGUCGCCAACAGGCAAUAAUCGUCGGAUUGAACUUGCUGGUCUCGAUUUGUGGAUCAUUCCGCGUAUUGACAAUGUUUUUGUCUAUCCAGGCGAGUUAGAUAUCAAUCAGUUUAAACAUGCACUCAGUGAUGCUCUUUCUUUAUGGCCAUUAGUUGCCGGCCGUUUUCUUGUGCUAGACGGCGGUCAUUAUUUCAUUGAAAUGUCAGACAACGGCAUCCCUGUUACGUAUGCUGGAAAUAACCAGCUAAAACAAUGGCCUCUCAACAAUAAUGUCGUGGUGGACAUCAUUGGAAACCCACUUCUACCGUUUAUUGAUGGAGUAAACACUAUGAACUUAAUGACAAAUCCUGUCGAAGAACCAUUGUUACGUUUAAAAUUGACAUGCAUUGUACAAAGUGGUGAAUGGGUUUUGGGUACAAGCUGGGCACAUGUUCUAGGUGAUGCUUCAUCGUAUUGUAAUUUUCUUAGUACACUUUCACGUUUGUAUCAAAAAAUGGAACCUGUGAAGCCGUUGCCGAUUUUUGAAAGACGUCUAUGGCAAGAAGAAGAAGCUGAUCAAUCACUAUCACCAUUAAUUAAGGAAUUGAGUAAUGCUAAACCAUUACAAGAAAUGGUUCAAUCAUUUCUCAGCAGAGAAGAAACACAUGAACAACUUAAUUUACAUUUUUCAGCCAAACAACUUUCUAGACUACGUGAAUUAGCUGGUGGUGGUACAGUAACAAUACAAGAUGCUCUUACAUCAUACAUCAUUCUUCUACUAAAUACUCAUUGCUUCAAAAACGAUGAUGAACGGCGUAUUCUACGCACAAAUACAGCUAUCAACUUUCGUGGUAUAUCUGACUCAAUUGCUCGAGAUGGACUUGUUGCUAAUGCUGUUAUCGUCAUGUCAUCUGAAAAUUUUGAUGAUCCAUUGUCCUUAACGAAUAUUGCCAAAACGAUUCGUCGAGCGAUAGUUCGAACACGCGAUCCGAAAUUUCUCGAACCAUGUCUAGCAACUGCUGACGGAUUAUUAAGAAAAAUAGUCCAGAAAAAUCUAUUGCCUAAUUUAGGUCCAUUUCGUAAUGAUAUAACCGUCAAUUCGAAUUUUCGUUAUGAUUGGGCAUUUCUUGUUGAUUUCGGCUACACGAAUAAAUGUCGUUUCUAUACACCAUGGACUGGUCGAUUAUAUUUUCGUGUGUUUCGUCUUAAUCCCACGAAAGAAGGUAAUGAAUGGAUACCUCGAGAUCAUGAUGGCGCUGAAGUUGCUUUUCGUAUUACACCUGAUAUUAAAGAUAAAUUUAUUAACGCAUGGCACAACGAUGUCGCAAAAAAUUUUUCGAAUAUCAAUUUGUAA